Zerene cesonia (dogface butterfly) is the source of this 1946-nucleotide messenger RNA. Its product is annotated as arrestin homolog. Gene Ontology annotation, molecular function: G protein-coupled receptor binding. The coding region runs from base 1 to 1527 and encodes 508 amino acids. The transcript is spliced from 10 exons. The record is from RefSeq and is a predicted model, not a curated record. Lineage: Eukaryota; Metazoa; Arthropoda; Insecta; Lepidoptera; Pieridae. Gene Ontology annotation, cellular component: cytoplasm. Gene Ontology annotation, biological process: signal transduction; G protein-coupled receptor internalization.
AUGACGUCAGAUAACGGACUCAAUUCUCAGAGGGUGUUCAAGAAAUCGUCCCCAAACAACAAACUGACUGUAUACCUCGCAUCCCGUGACCUGGUGGUGGAAAAUGGAAGCAUUGACAAGAUCCAGGGGGUGUUGCAUGUGGACGCUGAGAAUCUCACCAACAAAAAGCUGUUCGGACAAAUUACACUUACUUUCAGAUAUGGUCGAGAGGACGAAGAGGUGAUGGGAUUGAAGUUUUGCAAUGAAGCAAUAAUGAGCCUCGUUCAAAUAUGGCCGCCGCACUGUAACCACGAGCGAGAACCGAAUACACCGCUUCAGGAUGCGCUUAUAAAACGUUUAGGCGCCAACGCAUUUCCGUUCCAUCUAGAAUUGACACCUCUAGCGCCGCCCAGUGUACAGCUGGUGCCGGCCAAGCAGUACCAUGGAGCACCUAUCGGCACCUCGUAUGAUGUUCGGGCUUAUAUUGCGGAACGAGCAGACGAGAAGAUAUCCCGCCGCAACACAGUGCGCAUGGGCAUCCGCGUACUACAAGGAGCUGGCCGGCCGCAACGCCCCGCGCUCCCCGCGCCCGCGCCGCCACACACCCUCAGCGCGCUCGCACACCACAACGUGCUCAGACUCAAAGCAAAAACGAAGUUGGAGCCAGACCACAGUCGAAUGAAAAGCGACGAAAUAGAGAACAUGGAGCCAACACCACCUCGAGCCUCAGUCGAAAAGCCUUUUCUGCUAUCUGACGGCAGAGUCGAAUUAGAAGCGUGGUUGGAUAAAGCGACGUACUCUCACGGCGAAGCUGUCAAUGUUAGCGUGGUGAUCGCCAACCAUUCGUCCAAAACCAUCAGACGCAUAAAGGUCCUCAUCAUCCAACACGUGGAUGUAUGUAUGUUCUCAAAUGGAAAGUUCAAGAACGUAGUGGCUCUGUUGAGAGGGGAUGGCACUCCGAUAUUACCGAGCCAAACUCACAAGGAUACAUUCUCGCUGACUCCGUAUAGAGGAGUAACCAAAAAUUGGAUAGCACUAGAAGAUUCCUACUCGAAAUCUGGCGCCAGUCUGGCUUCAACGGUUCUAUGCAACCCAAAUUCACCAGAAGAUCGCAACGUAUUCGCUAUUUACGUGUCCUACUACGUAAAAGUAAAACUCACUCUUGGCACGAUAGGCGGGGAUGUGUCCGUCAAACUGCCAUUCACACUCACACACUCGUGCAUCAACGAAGCCCCAACUGACAGUGUCAUCGAAGAGGCGACACACAAAAUGAUACUCGAAGGGAAAGAAAACAGCGAAGAAGACGAGAGCAAAGCCGACGAGAAGGACAAACAAAACAACAAUCGCGAUGGAACACAGAACACGGCCUUCGAAGAUGGCGAUGAGAAAUCGCCAGACGUUCAUCGGUGCAUAGCUGACGUUCUAGUGAACAUUGAGAAUCAAAUGGAUAGACCAGUAAAGGUUGCUGGUCAAAGAGAAAUUCCCACUGUGAAGCGCAAUGACGAAGAAUUGGAUCUCAUAGAGAAAUACCCGGGCUCUGAUACGUGAUCCGACGAUGAAAUCGGUGACACUAGGCAGGGUGAAAAGACUGAGUCAGAUCACAUGAUCAGCGCUAUACAGGCUUGUAAAGUAGAGGUCCAAAUGCACAGAGGUGGUUUCGCUGAGAAUUUAAAGAGAGCCGUGUGUUGUAUAGAUCGCCGACGGCAAUCAUAGUAAGUCAGUAGUUAGCAAUGGUAUUUCCACCUAGUAUUUGUAUAUUUUCCUCGUUAAAAUGAUACAUACAUGUAAUUUAUGUAUUGCCACCAUAGUCAAAAUAGUUAUAGUACUGUCUAAUUUUAAGUAUUAUAAGAUAUUUCCAUCGUUAACAUUGUAAAUUGCACAUAGAUAAAUUGAAAAUAAUAAACUAUUGUAGAUAAGUUUAAAUUAUACGAGAAACUAAAUAGCCUUUGUAUAUUUAGUCCUCAAUA